AUGGAGUACAAUAUCAGUGAUAUUUUGUUUAACAACACCUUUGGAGUAAAUGAUAACUUUACUAUUGUGCAAAAUUUAUCGUCUGGUCCCCAUGCAUACACGCCGUUUUCUGAAAGACCGGAGACCUACAUUGUGCCAGUGGUGUUUGCUCUGAUUUUUGUGGCAGGUGUUCUUGGUAACGGAACUUUGGUUAUAGUUUUCUUGCGACAUAGAGCAAUGCGAAAUAUUCCAAACACGUACAUAUUGUCGUUAGCCUUAGCCGACUUAUUAGUGAUCGUUAGCACGGUCCCAUUCACGUCUAUGACGUACACGAUGGAGUCAUGGCCCUGGGGCGAAGCCGUUUGCCGUAUAUCAGAGUGUGCCAAAGAUAUCUCAAUCGGGGUGUCAGUUUUUACACUCACAGCUCUGUCCGCUGAUCGAUAUUGUGCGAUUGUGAACCCAUUGAGGAAAUUACAUGCCGCAGGAGGUGGACGCUACUCAACCAAAAGUACAGUUGCAGCCGCAACUGUGAUAUGGGCGAUCUCUGCUGGUUGCUCUAUGCCAGGCCUGAUCGGCUCUCACAUUCGUAUUUUCAAGUCACCUGUGCAUGAGAUACGAGUAUGUUAUCCAUUCCCGCAGGAAUGGGGCGACGGAUAUCCGCGAGCCGUCGUCUUAGCCAGGUUCCUGGUCUACUACGCGAUUCCACUAACGGUGAUCGGUUGCUUUUACGCGCUUAUGGCACGGCAUCUUGUACAAAGCGCACGGAAUGUUCCUGGAGAGAUACACGGUGCACAACGACAGAUCUUGGCACGACGCAAGGUCGCAAUUACGGUGCUUGCCUUUGUCGCCGCAUUUGCGGUAUGCUUUUUACCCUACCAUGUGUUUAUGAUGUGGUUCUAUUAUACACCCACAGCCAAAUCUGACUACAAUGCAUUCUGGCAUCAUUUUCGCAUAUUGGGAUUCUGUUUAUCCUUCAUGAACAGCUGUGUAAAUCCGAUGGCUCUCUACUGUGUCAGUGGCGCAUUUAGGAAAUAUUUUAACAGAUAUUUGUUAUGCCGUGGUUCCGCAAAAGGUAAAAAAACAGGAACGGAAUUGGUCCAGCGAGCGACCACUAUGUCACUCACAGCAUCGAGAAGGAAUCAGUCGACUUCCCUUUAUAGGUUUCCUAUAACUAUGAUAAGAAGGUAA
Messenger RNA from Ctenocephalides felis (cat flea), 1167 nucleotides. Its product is annotated as neuropeptide CCHamide-1 receptor. The transcript has 7 exons. NCBI's taxonomy places the organism in Eukaryota, Metazoa, Arthropoda, Insecta, Siphonaptera, Pulicidae. Bases 1 to 1167 code for a protein of 388 amino acids. Gene Ontology annotation, cellular component: membrane. Gene Ontology annotation, molecular function: G protein-coupled peptide receptor activity. Gene Ontology annotation, biological process: G protein-coupled receptor signaling pathway. The record is from RefSeq and is a predicted model, not a curated record.